AUGUCUAGUAGAGAAGAUCGUUACUCACACUCAAAACGCCAAUAUUCUAGGUUCGAUCGCGAUCCCAGACCUAAGAGAUCUGGUUGCGAUGUUAAACCAGAAACUGUAAGACAGCCAAGUGGUUCUGUUAUGGGUAAAGACUAUUUGGACAGGGAUCGGAAGGACUGCCUUUGGCUGAAGAAUGCAUCACCUCUUGAAGUUUCGUUGGGUAAGGGGGAUUCUAAGGUAGAAACCGGAGCUGUGAGUAAACAAUCCAAAAAAAAAACUGGUGGACACUGUGAAGGCACCAAACAUUCUUCAAACCAAACUAAAUUACCUCACUCUCAAUCUUAUUUUCAGCAUGUUGGCCGUGGUAAUGCCGGGCAAGUUGAGCGAAGCUUCGGUCGGAGGGCAUCUGCUGAGCGUGGAUGGUGGGGAGAUGCAAAGGAGCAGCUAAAUGACAGGAUCAAAAAUAAAAAAGGGGAGAGUGAUGCACAGCUAAAGGACCUGAAUACUAAAGAUAACAGGAAAUGUAGCCACACCGGGCAGCAUGAUGGGUACUACAAAAUUGAGGCAGACCCAAAAGUACCUGCACUUAAAAGUCCUGCCGUUAGCAAGCAAAAGUUUCUUGCAGAUCCCAAGAAAACUCGCAAAGCAGCAGCCAACCCUGUGAUUCUGAACCCUGAAGAUCAUGCCAUGGAAAGUGAAAAAAGAGAAGAGAGAGGCCUUACCUUUCGUCAUUUUGGAACACGUGAAAAAGCAUUUGUAGAGAAGAGGGAGGGUAAUAGGGGGAAAGCAUUGAGAGGUAACGUUUCCUUAAGAGAAAAGUAUGGAGCUAGUGAUAAGUACGGUAGAACAAAUAGGGUCAUUCCAAGGCAGGGUUAUCCUCCAACUGGAGGCUAUGUUGAGAAAUGGAAGCAUGAUCUUUACAAUGAAGCCAGUAGGAGUCCAACCCCAAAGAAUGAGGAUUGCUAA
Molecule: messenger RNA, 954 nt
Organism: Fraxinus pennsylvanica
Lineage: Eukaryota; Viridiplantae; Streptophyta; Magnoliopsida; Lamiales; Oleaceae
Source: the annotation of a GenBank genome assembly